Danio aesculapii is the source of this 1396-nucleotide messenger RNA. RefSeq names its product BarH-like homeobox 1a (gene barhl1a). The record is from RefSeq and is a predicted model, not a curated record. Gene Ontology annotation, molecular function: RNA polymerase II transcription regulatory region sequence-specific DNA binding; DNA-binding transcription factor activity, RNA polymerase II-specific. Gene Ontology annotation, cellular component: nucleus. NCBI's taxonomy places the organism in Eukaryota, Metazoa, Chordata, Actinopteri, Cypriniformes, Danionidae. Gene Ontology annotation, biological process: regulation of transcription by RNA polymerase II.
GAUCGAGUCUAUACUAUCUCACAGAGCCAGCAGCCCGUGCAAUGUCUAAGGGGGAAUGCAGGUGCCCGCGGAGCUGAGCCCGCGCUCGGACCUGGAUAGCGGCUGCUCGUCGCCUCCUUCUCCGAGACGGAGCUCAGUGGAGGACGCGGUGCACAGACACGCUCGAGCCCUCGGACUGGACUCUCCUUUACAAAUAUCCCAGCAAGCCGAGAACACAACGUCCUCCUUCCUGAUCAGAGACAUUCUGGCGGACUGCAAACCUCUGGCAGCCUGCGCUCCUUAUUCCAGCACUGGACAGUCAGCACAGGAUGCUGAAGACUGCAUGGACAAACUUCACAGCAAUUCUUCCUCGCACAGCGAAUACAGGGUGAAAGACGAAGCUGAUCGGGAAAUCUCCAGCAGUAGAGACAGCCCCAGCUCCCGGCUGAAGAAGCCUCGUAAAGCCCGCACCGCGUUCACGGAUCACCAGCUGGCGCAGCUCGAGCGCAGCUUCGAGCGUCAGAAGUACCUGAGUGUGCAGGACAGGAUGGAGCUGGCAGCAUCCCUCAACCUCACUGACACACAGGUCAAAACAUGGUAUCAGAACCGCAGAACGAAGUGGAAACGGCAGACCGCGGUGGGACUGGAGCUGCUAGCGGAAGCUGGGAAUUACUCCGCUCUACAGAGAAUGUUUCCUUCGCCCUAUUUUUAUCCCCAAAGUUUGGUGUCUAACCUGGACCCAGGACCAGGCUUGUAUCUGUACAGAGGGCCGUCCGCGCCUCCACCCCCAGUUCAGCGGCCUCUGGUCCCCAGAAUCCUCCUGCACGGGCUUCAGGGCGGCGGAGAUCCAGCGUCUCUGUCCGGGGUGAUCCCGCGACAAAACCCGCCGCGAUGAGCUGAUCUGACCCGACCCGACAGCCGCUCCAACCUCAGGAAUCACAGGGUUGCGCUUGGACGAUACCCUUGUAAAAUCUAAACGCGCAAUAAUAGACUUUCCAAAUGACUCUGACCAAAAGGUGAAUGCUAUAACUAUUUAUUAAAAAUCAACGUGCGGAGGAAGUGAUCAGAAAACAGUCGGAUAAGGGUUCCAUCACCUCAUGAACCCCGUGACUUGUUUUCUGAGAUGUUACUUUUCCCCUAAGAAUGAAUGGCGUGGUUUAUUUGCACAAAAUGAUGACGCAAGCAAACCAAAAUAAAACAUCAGAAGACAAUUUCAGAUAUGCAAUAAUGAACAAUUGUACUUUUUUCUACCAAACGAAAAAUGCAUUUACUAACUAAAAAGUGAAUAAAAUACAACAACAUCAGGCUACUGAUAAUAACCAUUAACAAUUGUAACAAAUGUAAUUUGUGACCGAUUAGUGUGAUGAUGGCCGUACAGCUGAAAACCUGUUUACGCAAAUUCAGGACUUGUCCUAAU